This is a messenger RNA of Anolis sagrei ordinatus, 5245 nucleotides long. NCBI's taxonomy places the organism in Eukaryota, Metazoa, Chordata, Lepidosauria, Squamata, Anolidae. The record is from RefSeq and is a predicted model, not a curated record.
GCGCCCGGAGGAGCCUCCCUGAGAGGCGGGUCGGUUUGAAGCUGGGAAAGAGCUCCAUGGAAACAAGGCUGUGGAGCCUUGAGCUGGUUGAGUGGUCUUUCUUUUCGUGGUUGGCUGCUUUGGAGCUAAUUGCUGGAUGCUGAGACGAUUAUGGCAAGGCCAAUCAUUUCCCCUGUGAGUAUCAAUUCUACAGCUCCUGAAACCUUUGUGGUCCUGAACCAGAGAAUGAGAGUUGUUGAAGAACAGACAAAUGAACUUCUGAAAGAUCUACGGACCCUGGAUGUCAAAGGGCAAAGUGUGGAAAUCUUCCCUUCAAAGCCCUUGGAGAAACUUGAAGGUCAUCAGUCCAUCAGCCCUGUCCGUGCCCAAACAGUCUUCAGUGGAACCAAUGACACUUUGUGGCGAACCUGUGAGACUCUAGUGAACCGGAUGUGCCGGCUUGAGAGCGUUGUGCAGACCCUAAAACUGAACAUGUUCCGACUGCAGACAGAAAAGGAGCUGAAUCCAAAGCAUGCAGCUAAUUUAGAACAGCGCAUGAAGAUGAUCCAGGAGGAGCACAUGGAAGAACUAAGGGUGCUGCAAGAAGAGGGGCGAAUGUUAUGCCAGCAGCUCCAAGAGUCCAGGGAAGAGGAAUCAAAAGCCAGAGAUCGGGUGGAAAGGCUGCGGUCCGCUCUGGAGAUUGCAACUGCUACAAAGAGGGACGUAGCCAUUGCUGCAGAUGAGUUGAGGGCAACGAAAAAGAAGAUGGACCACAAACUGCAAGAGCUAACAGAGCAACUAGCUAAGGAGUCUAGCCAGCGGGAGUCUUUGCAAGAAUCUCACGCUGUCCUGCUUUAUCAGAUGAAUGAUUUGGAAAUGAUGGUGGAAAAAGAACGGAAGCAGGUUCAUACUUUGCAGCAGGACUGUAACACUUUACGUCAGGAUAUUCAGAUGUCUGGAGAAAGGCUGCAGAAAGAAGAAGAGAGGAAAAUCCAGCUGGAGCAGCAGUGUAUGCUGCUUAAAAGCAAUCUAGAAUCCCAAGAGGCUACCAUUUCCAAGUUCAAUGAAGAAGGGAAAAUUACCCAAAUGUCUUUGAGCAAAGCCCUUGAAGAGAAUGCGCAGCUACAAGCAGAAAUAACCAGUUUGCGGGAGGUAGCAGAAAAAGUGCAAAUGCUUAAUGAGCAGUUGACCCAACAAUGUACAGAAUUGAGCAGUACCCUUCGAACUGUUACCAUGGAGAAUGCUCAACUGAUCACAAAGCAUCAGGCAACUCUUAAGUUAGAACAGGAGAAAAUUGAUCAGAAACUGAAAGAACAAGACCUCAUUUUGGAUACUGCUCGAGCCAGCAUUAUUGAAGAGCUGAGGACGGUGCAGAAUGAGAAAGCUCAGCUCCAGAAAGAAAUUGAAGCUUUGCGUUCUGAGCAUGCUGAUUGCAAGCAGAAAACCUCCAAAGUUGAGGAGAUCGCCCAAAUAAGGUUGCUGGAGUCUGUAGUUGCCAAGUUACAAAGUGAACUGGAGGCCACUCUACAGGAGAAAGAGACUCUACUGAAGGAUAAAGAGACCCAAGAGAAAGAGAUGCAGAAAACAUUACAUCAAAUGAAGCAAGACAACAAAAGACUGGAAACAGAAGUAGAGGAAAGCAAGUUGGAAAUUGGGCCUCUGAAAAAGAGAGUGGAGGCAUUAGAAGAAGAAAACAAGAAAUUAAUGGAACAUGACGCUGUUUUGCAGUACCAACAACAUACCCAGCAACAAGUAAAGCAGGUCCUAGAAGGGCUGGCCAACAACAAAAACAAGCUAGCAUAUGACAAAGGGAAACUUCAGACAAGAGUACAGCAGCUGGAAGAAGAAGUGCAUUCCCUUGCGGAUGUACUUUCAGAAAAUAAUCAGCUGCGUAAGCAGAAUGCUGCUUUGGAGAUGAAAUAUAAUCAGAUAAAUGCAGAACUUGAUUCCGUCAGGAUUAACACACAGAGGUUGGAAGUGCAACUAAAGCAGUCACAAUCGGCCCUUGUCUGCAGAGAGCAAGAUUAUUCUGAUACAGUCAAAACCUGUGAUGAGGUGCUAAGAGAGAACCAGAAACUGAAAGGGCAAAUAAGUGCCACUGAAGGAAGAGAAAAGCACAAGUUGGGGAACCUGCGACGCAAACUGGAAGAAUCAAAAGAAGAUAAUGCCAAGAUGACAAAUAUGCUAGAGAAUGUGUUGGCUUCUCACAGCAAAAUGCAGAUGGCUUUGGAAAAGGUGCAAACUGAACUGGGGCGCAAGGAUGCAGAGAUUGCAGGCCUGAAGAAGGAUCGGACUCAGAGCCAGCAAAGAAUACAGAAGUUAGAAGCAGAGUUGGAACAGUGCCAUAACCAACUUGUCUUCGAAUCGCAGCUCACUGUAAAGACGGGCCCACUUCGUAAAGCACUGGAAGUCUCCAAAGCCGAGAAGAAGAAACUUGCACAAAAUUUGGAACAGGCGCUGCAGGCUAAUAGCAUCUUGCAAAGCAAACUUUUGCUUGUUCAGGAUGAGUUGGAAAGGAAAGAAACAGAGUACCAGCAGCUCCUGGAGUGCAGGGACCAGUUAAUUGAAGAAACUAAGAUGGAGGCAAAGCUGUACACAGAUCGCCUUGAGACGCUGAAGAAACAGUUUCAGACUGAGCGGGAAGUUACAAAGAAGGCAGCCCAAAAGGAAUCAACAGAGCUGAAGAAAGCCCUGGAAGAGGCCUGCUCUAAAUCUGGGGAUUUGUCGCGCUGUAACAGGGAACUACGGGCCAAAGUGGUGGAGCUGGAGUCAGCCCUGGUAGCUCAGAAAGAGAGGGUGAAGAAACAGAAAUCACUCAUCACACAGUACUUCAACUCCAAAAGUAACAAUGCUCGAAAUGUGGAGAGAAUGAAGGAAAUCGAAUCAGAAUUGAAGCAGAUGGAAGAUCUGAAGGAGCAGUACCAGAAGAAAAACUACGAGCAGUCCGUGAGCAUCAAACAAUUUGUCACUGAAUUAACAAGCCUGCAAAGUGAGAUGCAACAGCUGGCCAAAAAUCAACAAGCGAUGGCAGCAGAGAACAGAAACCUGGAAAGCCAGUUGGAACAGGAGCGGAAACGGCGGAAACAGCUUGAAGACGAAUGCAAGACUCUGGAAGACACAAUCAACCACCUAAGGAAAUGCAAAGAACAUACUGAACAGAAGCUGAAAGAAGCCGGUCUUGAGUCCCAACAGAUCACAGCUAAUUUGGAGGAGGCUCACCAGUGGUUCAAAUCAAAGUUUGAUAGUCUGCAGCGUGAGCUGGCAGCAAGCAGACAACAGAAAAGUGCUGUUGAACACAACUAUGAGGAAGAGGAAAAACCAGUGAGGCUUCCUAGCCAGGUCUGCCUGAAGCGCUGGGAAAUGAAGAACCAUUUGAAGUUUAUUUCCAGAAAGUAUCUAAAUGAACUAAACCAGCCAUGAGCUUUUUAGGCGGAAGGAGGUUCCAGGCUGCGAGAGGUGACUAUGUGCCUGUGAACAGCCCUUUUGAGGCCAAGAUGCACGACGGCCAUACAGUGCCAGUGGUACACAAGGGAAGACCUAAAGCUGGACCUUUUCAAAGGGUGAGUGCCACAGACUCACUGAAGUUACUGAACAGCAGAAGCCAGGUCUCAACUCAGUAUCCCCUCUGUUAAUGGAGAAGAGUGUUCCUCAAAAUGUAUACACUCAAACUGACCAAGAGCUGGGAAAGGCCUGAAUCUCAAUUAAGUGCAACAACUAAUUAUUAAAAUGCCUCAAAGGAACUUGGUAAGCUGAUAAAUUUCCUUUUUGAAAUUAAAAAGUGAUUUGUAUGUGGCCCAGUGCUAAAACCUCCUGAGUGAAAGUCUUUAGAUCCCUAGGAUGAAACAUAGUGAUGUGCUGAACUGGGUCUUCCCCAACAUUUGGUGUGUUUGCAGUGAACAGAAGCUGAAACUGUAGGGCUUUGAAACAGUAUAACUGAAUUGAGCUUGUAGUUGAAACCCAGAGUUUCUUUGUCCACCAACUACUUUUGCACUGAUGAAUGUCCAGAACGCCUAUGGUGCCAAAGAGUUUUGAGCAGUUGAUUGUGGUAGAUAGAUAGAUCUGUUUAUUGACUAGACCACUGAUUGUGGUAGAUAGAUAGAUCUGUUUACUGACUAGACCACUGAUUGUGGUAGAUAGAUCUGUUUAUUUAUUAGACCACUGAUAGAGAUAGAUAGAUAGUUCUAUUUAUUGACUAGACUACUGAUUGUUUAUUUAUUAGACCACUGACCCUAUCAACAAUAAAAACCAAAAAUACACAAAGACACUAAUCACCUUCCUAAAACUUCACUCAUAGUGAACUAAAAUCCAUUAAAACACAAUAACACUUGAUUAAAUAAUAAGCUUGAUAAAAUUGGAUAAAAUUAGAAGAUGAAAAUAGGGGGGUAGAGUGACGAGUGUAAAAGAAUGUCAGAGAAUUUAGAUAAGUUCAUCACAAUGACGAGGGUUGAUUGUGGUGUUGAAAGAAGGUACAGUACAUGCUAAAAAUGUUUCUAUAUCAGUGGUUCUCAACCUGUGAGUCCUCAGGUGUUUUGGCCUACAAAUCCCAGAAAUCCCAGCCAGUUUAGAAGCUGUUAGUUGAAGGCCAAAACAUCUGGGGAUCACAGGUUGAGAACCAUUGCUCUACAUAGAGACUAAAAUAUGACUACGGUUGUAGCCAUACUGUAGACUUAACAGCAGUUUUUAAACCAUUUUGAGUGCUAUUAUCUCACAGAACUCCAGAUCCCAGAAUUCUGUAGCACUGAGCCAUGGCAAUGAAAGUGGUAUCAAACUUGUAGAAUUCUGCAUCAUGGAUAAAUAAAGGCUAAGUCAAUUUUGAGGUGAGUGCCUUUCUCUCUCCUGCUUCCUCCCUCAUUCUCACAGGUCAUUAAAUACGUGAGUGCCUUGCUCAAAUUGUUCAUUAUCAGGUAAGAAAACAACAAAAAUGUGUGAGGAAACAAUUCAUUAUAUCAUUGUUGAUGUAUUUAUACAUAAGACGGUUGUACAUUGCAUUUUAGAAUCAUUCUAUUUUUACUGGUUUUGCUGAUGACAAAUUCACCCAGCUAGAAAACCUUUUCCUUUUGCCUCCAAUCCCAGACACCUUUCUGGGAUUGGUCCAAGAGUAAAUAGUGACUGCACUUCAUCAGAAAUCAUGAUUGAAAAUGUGUUGUACUUUUGCCACUUUUUUCUUUUCCAAACUAUUAGCAUAAACAAUGUAAAUCUGAUGUAUAUUUGCUGGUGUGUGUUUAUUUAAGAAUUAAAAGAUAGCUAUACUUUUUUUACACUGGAA